AUGUGUUCUUUGUCUGAAGAAAAAUACAGGAAAGUACAUGCAUUCAAGGGAGCAAAGGAAAUGUGGGACACCCUAGUUGUCACUUAUGAAGGAUCAAAUGAAGGCAAAAGAAACAAGUUGAGCUUGUUAACGUGUGAAUGUGAAUUAUUCACCAUGCUAGAGAAUGAAAGCAUCCAAGCCAUGUUCAACCAAUUUCAAACGAUCUUAAAUGAGUUAAGAUCAUUGGGUAAAAAUUUUAAUAAUUUUGAUAACAUUGACAAAAAUUUUCACAAUCUUUCAAGUCAAUGGAGACCACAAGUCACCACUCUAAGAACCUCAAAGAAGCUUGAUAGGAUGAGCUUAGAGAUACUUAGCGGAAUCCUGAAG
Vigna umbellata (rice bean) is the source of this 366-nucleotide messenger RNA. NCBI's taxonomy places the organism in Eukaryota, Viridiplantae, Streptophyta, Magnoliopsida, Fabales, Fabaceae. The record is from RefSeq and is a predicted model, not a curated record.